GUCCACACAUUUUUAAGGAAAUUAACUAGGCUACUUUUUCUAGGGCAGUCGGCACCUAUCAAGUAACUGCAAGGGGUGUUUGCGGUAUCACGUCUUUUUUUGAGGGGGGGGGGGGGGUGUGUUUACUGAUUUUUAUGAAACAUGUGACUGAAUUAGGCGCUCACAUGGCUGCUGUGGCUGCAUGAUCGGCUUUAGUUUUUUAAAGUUCGGUUAUCGGUAGCUCCCUCGGCUGGGACCAUCUGGAGCAGAAGACCCCUGAAAAACACUGCGCGUAUACGGACAAAUCAUGGCGAACAGUGGGCAGAAAGUUGUGCUGAUCACCGGCUGCUCCUCCGGCAUCGGGUUACGAAUUGCCGUCAUCCUGGCCAAAGAUGAAAAGAGUCGUUACCAUGUCAUUGCCACGAUGCGGGACCUGAAGAAGAAGGACAAGUUGGUGGAGGCAGCUGGAGACGUAUAUGGAAAGACCUUGACGUUGCUUCCAUUAGAUGUGUGUAGCGAUGAGUCCGUCAGGCAGUGCGUCAAUAACGUUAAGGACCGCCAUAUUGAUAUUCUGAUCAACAAUGCAGGUGUGGGCUUGCUUGGACCUGUGGAAAGCAUCAGCAUUGAGGAGAUGAAAAAAGUAUUUGAGACCAACUUCUUUGGAGUGGUUCGUAUGAUCAAAGAAGUGAUGCCAGACAUGAAGAAGAGGCGUUCAGGGCACAUUAUCGUCAUGAGCAGCGUCAUGGGUCUUCAGGGUGUGGUAUUCAACGAUGUUUACACUGCUUCUAAGUUUGCAAUGGAGGGCUUCUGUGAGAGUUUGGCUGUGCAACUGAUGAAGUUCAAUAUCAGGUUGUCCAUGAUUGAGCCUGGCCCAGUGCACACUGAAUUUGAAACGAAAAUGAUGGAGGAUGUGGCUAAGAUGGAGUAUCCGGGUGCGGAUGCUGACACAGUUCGUUAUUUUAAAGACGUUUACCUCCCAUCAUCAAUAGAUAUAUUUGAGGCCAUGGGCCAAACACCAGAUGACAUAGCUAAGUGCACUAAAAAGGUUAUUGAGUCAAACAACCCACGCUUCAGGAAUCUGACCAACAGCCUCUACACACCCAUUGUGGCCCUGAAAUAUGCCGAUGAGACUGGAGGCCUGUCUGUAAACACAUUCUACAAUCUACUCUUCAAUUUCGGCCCUCUCAUGCACAUCACCAUGAGCAUCCUCAAGUGUUUGACGUGCAGCUGCCUGCGUAGACGCACCAUCUCACCUAACUGAAGAUGGAGUGUGUAAUUCUGUCACUUAACUUUAACCUCCCAGUUUGUUGAACGGAGGUUUCCUGAACAGACUAGACUAGAGCAAGUAACCUGGAGAGAAGAGCCACCUUUUAGUUUAAAGACAGAGCCACAAUAAGCUUCUCAAGACAACAUGCACAGCUGCACAAGUUUGUCACAGAAAUGUUAUAUAUAGGGUGACCUCAUGUACUGACACAGAAACAUGCAUACACCACAACACAGACAUACAAACAACACACACAUUGGAUUAUUGUAUAUAUAAUAUGACGAGGAACUCAUGCCAGAGUCUGGGUAGUAUGACAAGAACUGAACAGCUGCUUUGUAAGUUGUUGGAUAUAUAUGUUGUUAAAUGAAAACGUAAAGAUGGAACUUAAGAUUGAAACACAUGGACAGAUGUCAAAGCACAAGAAAUAAAUUAAGAUGAUGAGAGAAACCAUAAAAUUAUAAUAAAUAUCACAAUCACAAUACCAUAAGUUGCAACCUAGGUAUUGUUUCAUUACUCAUCAGAGUAAUGACAUAUAAGACAGAGUCAGAAUAUAUGAUAAAUAUAUAUAUAAAUAUUUCAUCUUUUGUUCUUCAGUGCCCUUAAUUUUAUGUUCACCUUAAUAUAAUGUUCUCAUGGUCAUAACUGCUGUUGAAUCAUAUUUCUAAUCUUUGAUAAACUGAAUGUUUGUUUGUUUUGGUUUGGGUUUUACAAAGGGCUGGAUCAGAUACUUUUACCAAGCAAAUUAAUGGAAAAAAUAAAGUGAAUUCUGAUUUAC
Messenger RNA from Maylandia zebra (zebra mbuna), 2018 nucleotides. It is a transcript of the gene rdh8a, whose product is annotated as retinol dehydrogenase 8a. Gene Ontology annotation, cellular component: cytoplasm; cytosol. Gene Ontology annotation, molecular function: estradiol 17-beta-dehydrogenase [NAD(P)+] activity; all-trans-retinol dehydrogenase (NAD+) activity. Gene Ontology annotation, biological process: retinol metabolic process; estrogen biosynthetic process. The record is from RefSeq and is a predicted model, not a curated record. Lineage: Eukaryota; Metazoa; Chordata; Actinopteri; Cichliformes; Cichlidae.